Acanthoscelides obtectus is the source of this 201-nucleotide messenger RNA. Lineage: Eukaryota; Metazoa; Arthropoda; Insecta; Coleoptera; Chrysomelidae. The record is from the annotation of a GenBank genome assembly.
AUGGAUAAAGGGAUGAACAUCGAUAAUGACAUACUUAUUGCGCUAGUGGAAGCAAGACCAGUUUUAUGGGAUAAAACUUUGGACAUAUAUAAAGGCAGAAAUGCUACUAGAGAAGCAUGGAGCCAAUUUUGCUGCGAACUGAAUGAGGAUUUCAAAGAAAUGGAGUCCAAAGAGAAAAACGAAUCCAGAACUUUCGCUUAA